Psammomys obesus (fat sand rat) is the source of this 3457-nucleotide messenger RNA. It is a transcript of the gene Btbd8, whose product is annotated as BTB domain containing 8. Lineage: Eukaryota; Metazoa; Chordata; Mammalia; Rodentia; Muridae. The transcript has 9 exons. The record is from RefSeq and is a predicted model, not a curated record.
AUGGUGACCAUCUUGAAGCCACCUACAACAACAGACUUCUAUGAGGACCGAGCUGCUUAUGGGUUACAUCUGGGGACCUACAUCCAGUCCGUGCCGCAGAGGGAGCCAGAUGGAUCCCAGAAAGGCUGGUACGGUUUGCAGGAGUUGUUCCCCAGAAGGAGGAUGUUCCCGCUGCAGACAAUCUCUUUCUACGCCGUGCGUCACAGCGAAGCUGGACCCCGGUGCACAGAGGUGACCAGCAGAAAAUCCGGGCAGCAAAGGAGACAAGGCUCUGAUGUUGACGUUAUAAAAAUAAAACCCGGGACGGAAAAUAACAAGAAACUGUGUCGAACUUAUCUUCCUACCAAUUAGAAAAUGAAAUCUGAUGGAUUAGGAGCAUCUGGACAUACAUCAGGCACUAACAGAAAUGGUGUAAAUAAAGCCUUCAAGCCUGGUGAUGGUGCAGACAUACGCAAAAUUGCAGAAGAAUUGAAAACUGGGGAGAAAAGUGUUUCUGGCCUUAAGUCUAAAACUGUAAUAAAGCCCCAAAGAGAAAACAAUGAUAACACAGAGUUUGAAAGUCUUUCAUCCAAAGUUGUGGGAAGACCUGCAAGAGUAACAGCCACUGGACAGAAGGACUCAGGUAAUGGGAGAGGAAGACGGAACCAAGAAGGAGAGACAGCAGGGGCCAGGCCCAAGGUCCUCACUGCAAGCCUGAAUGUGCAAACCAGAGCCAAGCCAUUGAGAACAGGGGCAGGGAAAGAGUCUUCCUGCCCCAGUGCUGGAGGACCCUACAGUAGGUCUACAAAUUCGAGUCUGGAGCUUUUGACUUCCACGGGCUGCGUGGAUGGGCCGAAAGAAAGCGGGUCUGCAGAAGACAGGUCUUGUGAUGAGAAGCCAUACUUGAGCUGUUCUCCAGGACAGACGCUGAACAAUGGAGUCGUGUCAGCUGGAGCUGUAAAAUCCGGACCAGGACCAGUUUCAAAAGUUACCAAUGGAACGUCCAAUGGAAAAAGCAUUCAUGAUCAAGACACUGACAUAAAUAGCAGCAUAAUAAAAAAAGUGAGUGGCAAAGGACUUAGUGAUUCAGCACCACAGACAACUGUGAAAAAAAGAGGGAGCAGCAACCGACACACAGCAGCUCAGCCACGGACAAAGAGCGCCCCGCCCACCCUGGCUCAAACUCAAGGAGCCCAAGGAGAGUCGCUGUACCCUGGAAAGUGUUCAGUGUCUUCAAGGCAUUCUGAGGAGAACGUGAUGAGGUUGAGGCACGGCGCAGAAAAGCAGAUGCCUAAGAGAAAGAGCGUCAAGCAAGGACACACAUCUCUGCAGAAGGUCAAUGCAAAGCUGGCCCCAAUGCCUAAAAGCCUGAGUCAGUCCAAGAAAGGUGGAACUUUGACUAAGGACGCAAAGCAAAAACUGCUUCUCGGACAAGUCAGGCUGCAAACGCAGGCUUCUCAGAGGCCGCCCAGACCUGAAGCGGCGUCCACACCGAAGGGCGCGCUUCACAGUGCAAGCAGAAACCAGAUUCUUAAACAGAGGCCUCCCGCGUCCCCGCUCAGCCUUGCUUCUGAAAGCAGCGGGGCAGAGGCGCCCCAGUCACCACUCAGGCCUCAGCCCCAGAGGCCGCCAGGCCAUCAAGAGGAGCUGGAGCCAGAGAUGCCCCACAGCUCGCAGCCGGACGGGCCCCGAAAGCGCGAAGCGAAGCCAAAGCACGCCGGUGCCGACCCCAGCAGCACGCGCGCUCACCGGGACCCAAAUCCCGGCGGCGAGAGUUCCAGUUGCCGCGGCGUCGGUGCUCAGAAACCCUCGAUUCCAAACCCAAGUGAGGGCGUCGCCGACCCUAACCCAGCCCGCGAUUCCGCGUCGGCGAGCGCAGGCCCGGUCCACUCGCCGUCCGGCAGAGAGAAGCAACGCCGCCCGCCCGCGUCGGGCGCGCCGCGCGUGCAGGGCAUCGUUAACCCGGCCUUCGAGGACGGCGCCGAGCCCGAGAGCCGGGAGUUCGCGGCGCCCUUCCGGAGGUCGGUGCUGCUCUCGGUGGACGAGUGUGAGGAGGUGGGCUCCGACGACGGCGACGGCCCCGCCGCGGCCUCGCCCUCGCCCCCUGACGGCUGGGCCCGCGCCUCCGGGCACCACGCCCGGACGGGCGGCCCCCGAGCCCCGGAGGAGCCGGGGGGCGCAGCCGCACAGGCCGCGCGCGGCAGUCACGGCGGCAGCGUGCGUGGGAGUGGCAGCGUGACCCCGGGGCCGGGCCGCGCAGACCCUGCCAGCAGAGAGAAACAGUGCGGAGCAACGGGCCGGGAGAGCGGGCCACAGGGCCCGUGCCCGGGAGGCCGGCAGCCGUUCCCAGCCGGGGCAGACGCCGGUCGGCGUGAGCCGGCCACCUGUCGGCACAGCACGCCCCUGGACGGUGACGCAAAGUCUCAAGAAAGACCGUGUCAUUUGGAGCUUCACCAGCGAGAACCCAGCUCCCACCCACCAAAGAUCACCUCAACCAAACCUCUGGACUCCUGUCCGAGCCAGGACGGCCCAGCGCAAGGGAGCCAUGCCACAGCCCCCGAGACCGCUAAUAAUGCCGUGCUUGCAGGAGACAUAGAUGAUUGUGGUACUCGGGCACAAGCCUGCAUGUGUGACCGCCGGCCUUCAAAAACCCUCUCUCCAAUCUAUGAGAUGGAUGUAGCAGCUGCCUUAGCGCGGAGCGUGCGCGCGGAAGGGCGUGUCUCAGACAGCGGCUCCGAGGACUCCGAGGACUCCAAGGACUCCGAAGACGGGCAGCGCUUUGCACGGCAGGACUGGAUGCUGCUGAAGCAGCUGCUGUCUGAGCAGGACUCGAACUUGAACGUCACCAGUUCUCUCCCGGAGGACCUGAGCUUAGCGCAGUACUUAAUCCACCAGACGCUGCUCUUGGCUCGAGACAGCUCCAAACCUCAGGGCCCGGCCGACGCGUGGAACAGGUGGAGCGAGCUGUCGUCACCGCUUGACUCCUCGGCCGCCACCACGGCCAGCGCAUCCUCUGCGGACUGUUCACCUCAAGGGGAGUGGACCAUCCUGGAGCUGGAAACUCAGCACUGACGGCCCUGGAGAGGCUGAGCAGCCUGCUGAGGUCGAAGCCACCGCUUGGUCAGCCAGGCAGGCUGUCCUGAACACGGUUGGCUGCUCUUCCGUUCAGUGAGGCGGAUAUAGCUCGUUUAUUAACAUGGUGUCUCGUAACAGCGGUUUUCUCCAUUUUUCAGCAUGUUUUCUUAACCAUUAGAGACGUUAGAAGACCUGUAGGAAAUCUUUGCUGCGGUUUUCUUUCCUAGCCAAUAAUUUGUUCAUCCACUCGAGAAUUCCCAUGUCACUGACUCCCCCGUGUGAGCGUGCAUUACACACAAUCAGCGCUGCAUCUGGGGAGACAGAGGGACCUAGCUUUCCCCGUGUUUCAGGGCCAGGGCACUGCGGAGGGCCUGCACGGGCCCAGCUGCUGACGAGCUGGGGG